Portunus trituberculatus (swimming crab) is the source of this 4368-nucleotide messenger RNA. RefSeq names its product valine--tRNA ligase-like. The record is from RefSeq and is a predicted model, not a curated record. NCBI's taxonomy places the organism in Eukaryota, Metazoa, Arthropoda, Malacostraca, Decapoda, Portunidae. Gene Ontology annotation, cellular component: cytosol. Gene Ontology annotation, biological process: valyl-tRNA aminoacylation. Gene Ontology annotation, molecular function: valine-tRNA ligase activity; ATP binding; aminoacyl-tRNA deacylase activity.
CCAACACUAGGACCAGCAGCAGCAACAUUCCUUCCCGUCAUGGGACAGCCUUCCCUGUGGUCCUGUCCAUGGCGGCAGGACACACCAACACCCUUUCUAUAUCCCAGCACCACCACCACACUCUGGCCUCUCCGCCGCUGCCGCGCCACACCGCCACUGUCUGCUGGCUACUGUCCCAUCGCCGCCCCGCGCAUCGCCGUCAGGAAACACUGGGUAAGCCACAAAGAGGGGCAAUGGGUCUGUACAUGUGUGAGGCGGUGAGGGGCGUGGCCAGGGGGCGGCUAGCGGCGUGUGUCACCAGGGAACUGUGUACUAACGUAAAAAGGGCACCUGUCAAAAAAGAUCUGUCAAAGCCAAUGGCCACAGCAUACAACCCAGGGGAGGUGGAACAAGGCUGGUACUGCUGGUGGGAGGAUCACGGCUUUUUUCGACGAUCUGAUGCACAGGAGAAAUUUGUGAUGGCUUUCCCUCCCCCUAACGUGACCGGCUCCCUCCACCUCGGCCACGCUCUCACCUGCUCUAUCCAGGAUGCUGUUGCCCGAUGGCAGCAGAUGCAGGGUAGUCAUGUGGUGUUCAUCCCAGGGGCAGACCAUGCAGGGAUAGCAACACAGGUGGUGGUGGAGAGGCAUCUUUGGGACACACAGGGGAAGACAAAACACGACAUUGGUAGAAAGAAGUUUGUUGACGAAGUAUGGAGGUGGAAAGAGGAGAAAGGAACAAUGAUAUUUGACCAGUUACGGCGUUUGGGAACAUCACUAGAUUGGGACAGAGCUGUGUUUACUAUGGAUGAGCACAUGAAUCAAGCAGUGACUGAGGCAUUUAUCCGUCUGUAUGAUGCUGGACUGGUGUACCGCAAGGAGGCACUGGUGAACUGGUGCUGCAGCCUUCAGUCAGCCAUCUCGGACAUUGAAGUGGACCACCUACACUUGACAGGUCCCACAGAGCUCAUAGUCCCCGGGUACAGUGAACCAGUCACCUUUGGGAAGAUGUACGACUUUGCUUACAGAUUGGCAGACUCGGAGGAAGAAGUCAUUGUGAGCACUACACGGCCAGAGACAAUGCUGGGAGACACUGCUGUAAUGGUUCACCCUGAGGACCCUCGCUACACACACCUCCAUUCCCGACACCUGCUUCAUCCACUACGCCGAGAGACCAUACCUGUGAUUACUGACUCUGUGGUUGACCCAGAGUUUGGUACAGGUGCAGUAAAGGUCACGCCAGGUCACAGCCACGAGGACUGUCAGGUUGGGGAGAGACACAACCUUCCGUUCCAUUCCAUUCUUGAUGGCAGCGGAAAGAUCACCAAUGUUGUGCCAGAGUUUGAGGGUUUGGCGAGAUUUGAGGCACGAGGGGCAGUGCUGAGGGCUCUGUCAGCACUGGGGCUGUACAGAGGGUGCCGUGCCCACCCCAUGAUGGUGCCUCGCUGCAGCAGGACUCAGGAUGUCAUUGAGCCUGUGCUGAGGCCACAGUGGUUCGUUCACUGCAAGGAGCUGGCACAGGAGGCAUCUGAGGCUGUGCAGAAUGGCUGUCUUUCCCUAGUGCCAGAGCUGCAUAGGAAAUCAUGGCACAGCUGGCUGGACAACAUCACAGACUGGUGUGUCUCCCGGCAGCUUUGGUGGGGCCACAGAAUUCCGGUGUACCAUGUCACUGCAGUAGAUGGUCGAGAAGCGUGGGUGGCAGCUGGCUCGGAGGAGGAUGCGAGGAGGAAGGCUAUGGAGAAGGAAGGCAUGUCCUUGGAUUCAAUCACCUCCACCCAGCAGGAGGAAGAUGUGCUGGACACCUGGUUCUCCUCCGGCCUGUUCCCCUUUGCUGCUCUGGGCUGGCCGGGUCAAGAGAGGGGAGGGACCACAUCUGACCUUGAUCGCUUCUACCCAACAACCUUGGUGGAAACUGGUCAUGACAUCCUUUUCUUCUGGGUGGCUCGGAUGGUGAUGCUGGGACUCAACCUGACGGGGAGGCUUCCCUUUGAGACUGUGUUACUGCAUGGCCUGCUGUGUGACGCUGGUGGCCACAAGAUGUCCAAGUCCCGCGGCAAUGUGAUCGACCCUCUGGAUGUCAUCAGUGGGGCGUCUCUGGAGGUGCUGUGCAAGAGGGUGGAGGGCAGCCUGAAUGCAGAAGAGGUCCUCAAUGGUAUUAGGAGAAACUUCCCUGCUGGCAUCCCUGAGUGUGGAGCUGAUGCACUGAGAUAUACCCUGUGCUCUACUAACUUCAAGAACCAGCUACUAAACAUCGACGUCACUCGCAUGGAGCAGAACAAGUUUUUUGGCAACAAGAUCUGGCAGACGGUGAGGUUCCUGCUGUCAGCGCUGGACAAGGUGGCUGAUGGGGGAAACAACCACCACCACAUCACUCCCCCAUCCAUUUUGCUCCACAGACGGCAGCAGCUGGGACUAAUGGACAGGUGGAUAAUGAGUCACCUUAGCCUAGUCACCACUGCAGACAACAGCUUCAAGACAUAUGACCUCCAUGUGGUGACCAAAGCUUUCUCCACCUUCUGGCAUAACCAACUGUGUGAUGUUUACCUGGAAAGCAUCAAGACAGUUUUGAGAGAUGGCACAGAGGCAGAGAAAGCUACAGCCUUGCAGACACUGUGGACCUGCAUUGACUCUGGACUGCGACUGGUGGCUCCCUUCAUGCCCUACCUGGCUGAGGAACUAUACCAGAGACUCCCAAGGCAGCAGGGAAGGCAGGAGAGUAUAAUGCAGUGUGGCUAUCCUCUACCAAAGGAGUUUGAGGGUAUGAGGGACACAAGGGUGGAGGAGGGAGUGGAGGCCUUGCUGGAAGUCGCUUCAGCUCUCCGUACUCUCAAGACUUCCUAUGGCAUAUUCCACAACAGAGUUAAUGGCACUGUGGUAUGCUCAGAUAGGGUGCUGAGGAACAUACUGACUGACAACCUGCAGACACUCACCACUCUGGGUCGCAUGAAGGAGGUGAAGGUGCAGGAAGGCAGCGCUCACCACCCAUCCCUCCACUCCGCCUGUGCUGUCUCCACUAUCUCAAGCACCACCACUGUCUACCUCCACCUCCAGGGUGUAGUUGAUCCCACGGUGGAGGUGGCAAGACUGACCAAGAAACUCAUGAAACUGGAGAAAGAUGAGAGGAAGGUUGUGAAGAUGGUGACGUCCCCGGGUUACUCAGAGAGGUCGCCACCACAUAUACAGCUGGCCCACCACACCAAGCUGCAUUCGAUCAGGACUGAGAUUGAGAAGGUGAGAGCUCUGAUACACAGCCUGGAGGACCUGUAGAAGACCUCAGCACACCAUCUUGACCAGAAGACUCACACUUAACAUCCCAUAGGAGAGAUAGAGAUCCUUGCUGGGAGACUAGAAGAGGUCAAAUAAAGGUACCAGUUGCCAAAGAUGGAAAACUGUCUUGAAGUCCCUCAUGGCUGGUGAAUCUCUAUCAGACACACUGGGAACAACUGUAUGAAGUGCCAUUGACUCCAACCUUGUAAAGAUGAGCUGUACAGGAGAAACACCCCAUGAGAAGACUUGAUUUGAUUGAUUGAUUGAUUGAAAUGUCCAGCACUUUUGCCACUUUUACUUGUAAGAGAAAGAAAGCAGAGGAAGAAGUGGAGGUACACUUAAGUAGCAAAUGAUAAUGAAAAAGAGUUAGAGGAGAAAAAAAAUUAGAGGAAGUGGAGAUGGAUAACUAAAGUGAAAGAAAAUAAUGAGAAAGAAGAAUUAGGGAAGAGAAGUUGGAGGAAAUGGAGAUAGAUAAGAGGGAGUGGAGAAAGUGGAGGUAAAUUGAUGUAGCAAAUGAUAAUGAAAAAGGGAUUAGAGAAAGUGGAGAUAGAUUACUAAAGUGAGAAAAAAGAAUGAGAAAGGAAUUAGAGAAAAGAAACUAGAGGAAAUGGAGAUAGACAGGAGAAAGUGGAGCUAAACUAAUAUAGAGAAUGAUGAGGAAUAAUAAUAGUAGGAGAUAAGAGGAAGUGAAAAUAAAUGUUUAAAGCAAAGGAAAAGAAUGGAAAAGAGGAAUCGGAGAAGAAAAACUGAAAGAACUGGAGAUAGACAAGGAGAAAAGAGGAGGAGGAGAAGAAACUAGAAUUAAAACAGUAUUAAAUAAAGAGCACAUCACGAGUACUUUUCCCCACAUAAUAAACCAUUUGAAUCACCAGGUAGUUGGCAGUACAAUAGGUGACUCAGGUAAGCCAGCUCAUUAAUUACCAUUAUGUAAAUAAGAUUAACUUUUUCCUGAAACGUUUGUAAAUAGUUCUGUAAGUAUUGAUUGUUGCUCAUUUUAAUAGUUUAUUCCUUUCCAGUUUGUUUGUUUUUUAUUUAUAUGGUUGCUUGUCUUGGGUGAAGUGUAAAGCUGGUGAUUGGAGCACAAGUAACUAAUGAGAGUAAUUAAAUAAACAUGUUGUAUAUA